AUGUUGGAUGUCGCAAUCACCAUCAAGAUCAGGUCUUGUCUGGGAUUCGCUUUGGCAUCUUCGCGCGUUGUUGGCAAAGGGUCGCUGAAGGUGGGCAACAAUGCUCCCAACCAAUGGCGACUGAAUAAAAGCGAUGCUGAUGUACGAAAAGAGGCACAGAAACGUGCGAGACAGAGCUUCCCGGAACGACCACGUGUCUUUCUUGACAUUGAGGUAGCUGGUCAUCCGGCAGUGCGGAUCGUUUGCGAGUUGUUCUCGGAUCUUGUUCCCAAGACGGCCGAGAACUUCCGAUGCCUAUGCACUGGUGAGAAGGGCCUUGGAGAGCAACUUGUGGUGCCGGGCUUUGCCAUCCAAGGGGGAGACAUUACCAGAGGUGAUGGCACAGGAGGCGAGUCUGUUUACGGGCCGACGUUCGAGGACGAGAGCUUCGACCUCUCCCACGACUCAGCAGGGCUGCUGAGCAUGGCAAACACAGGGCCAAACACGAACAGCUCCCAGUUUUUCAUUCUGACAAAGGCAUACCCAAAGCUCGAUCUGAAGCACGUCGUCUUCGGGCGCGUGGUCGAAGGCAUGGGGACCGUGCGUCGUAUCGAAGAAACCUGCGGCACAGCUGACGCGGGAUCCGAGCUUUGCCGCGCGCAAAAGCAUCACGGCGUUCUGGCAUUUCGGCCCGGUCUUGGUGAUGCAAAGGCCAUCAUCACGAAUUGCGGCGAGAUCCAGGAGCUCUGCUCAUCCACGUAA
Symbiodinium natans is the source of this 741-nucleotide messenger RNA. The record is from the annotation of a GenBank genome assembly. NCBI's taxonomy places the organism in Eukaryota, Dinophyceae, Suessiales, Symbiodiniaceae.